AAAAUAUCAGUAUUGCGAUAAUUGUCGGUUUAGCCAGACGUUUUUAAAAUGCUCCCUUACUUAAUAGGGACUUUAGUACUAUUAUGUGUUAUAAAUAUUUUAUUAAAUUAUAAUGAACGAGCUAGAUUAAUUAAGAAGAUUCCUGGACCGAAGGAUGAUUUUCUCUUUGGAAAUGCGCUAACCAUUAUACGUUCACCAGUUGAAAUUAUGAAAAUGGGAAGAGAGUUCGCCGCGACAUUUGAUGGCAUCUUCAGACUUUGGAUCUUUCCCUACUCAGCCGUGGUUAUCUACAAUCCCGAAGACGUUGAGAUAGUCAUGUCCGGUAUGAAGCAUAGUGAUAAGAGUAUCAUCUACAGUAUUAUGAAGCCAUGGCUAAGGGAUGGACUACUGUUAAGUAAAGGUGAAAAAUGGCAUGACAGAAGAAAAAUUCUUACACCGGCUUUUCACUUUAAUAUACUGAAGCAGUAUUGUGAAAUAUUUGAAAGGAAUAGUGAGCGGUUAAUAGACAACCUGAAGCGAUCCCCGGGCAAAGCCAUCGACGUCGUGCCUGUACUCUCAGAAUUUACACUUCAUUCAAUCUGUGAAACAUCAAUGGGUACUCAGCUUGGCGAUGACACCACAGAAGCUAAGUCAUACAAAAAUGCCAUCUACGAUUUAGGAAGCAUUUUCUAUGAACGUUUGGUUAGAAUAUACCUAUACGUAGACUUCCUUUUCUACUUAACGCCAUGGGGAAGGAAACAAAAGAAACAUUUAAAAGCUGUUCAUAGUUUCACAGAGAAUGUUAUAGAGCAAAGGAAAGAAUACAUAGAGAAGAACGGAAUCAACUUUAAUGAACAGUUAGAUGAUGAUGACUCCUUCGUGUAUAAGAAGAAGAAGAAGACCGCUAUGCUAGACUUACUCCUAUCUGCUGAAAAAGAUGGCCUUAUCGAUAGAGAAGGGAUAAACGAAGAAGUGGACACAUUUAUGUUUGAAGGUCAUGACACAACAGCUAGUGGGCUUACGUUUUUCUUCAUGGCGCUUGCAAAUCAUAGAAAUAUACAGGACAAAAUAGUUGAUGAAUUGAAAGACAUCUUCGGCGAAACAAAGCGCCCUAUAACGAUGGACGACUUGUCUAAGAUGAAAUACUUAGAAUGCUGCAUCAAGGAGUCGCUGCGUAUGUACCCGCCGGUGCAUUUCAUCAGCCGCAACAUAAGUGAAACUACAGUAUUAAGUAACUACACUGUACCAGCCGGGAGUCACUGUCACAUACCGAUCUUGGACCUACAUCACCAUCCACGUAUUUACAAAAACCCGAAUGUUUUCGACCCCGAUAGAUUUCUACCAGAGAACAGCAUCGGCCGCCAUCCCUACGGGUACAUCCCAUUCAGUGCUGGCCCCAGAAACUGCAUCGGACAAAAAUUUGCGAUGAUGGAGAUGAAAGUAGCCACUGCGAAGGUUUUACAGGAGUUCCACUUGUUGCCGGUCACCCGCCCUUCUGACGUGGUCUUCGCCGCUGAUAUAGUAUUAAGGAACGAUGGCCCUGUCUCGGUGAAAUUCAUCAAACGAGAGUAAAAAUUCCACCAACUUGUUUCAUAUCAGUCUCGCAUUGACUGUCGGAGAUUGACGACACUUAUCAUGUGGCUGUACUUAUUAUCGUGCAUACUAUUGUUAUGUGUUUUACACGUUUUAUUGAACCACAAUGAACGUGCUAGAAUGAUUAAGAAGAUACCUGGACCAAAGGAUGACUUUAUUAUAGGAAAUGCAUGGAGAGUCACUUGUUCCUCAGUUGAAUUGAUGAAACUUGGAAGAACAUUCGCUAAGAAAUGGAACGGAAUUUACAGAAUUUGGAUCUAUCCAUUUGCAGCCGUGGCUAUAUACAACCCAAAAGACAUUGAGGUGAUCAUGUCAAAUGUGAAGUACAAUGAGAAAAGCUUGAUCUACUCGAUUGUAAAGCCGUGGCUGAAUGACGGUUUAUUAUUGAGUAACGGUGAUAAAUGGCAACAGCGCAGAAAAAUUCUGACGCCAGCUUUCCAUUUCAACAUCUUGCGCCAGUUCUUUGUCAUGAUUGAAGAGAACUCACAGCGGCUAUUGGAGAAACUAAGUGAAACCUCUGGAGAGGCCACAGAUAUUGUGCCUAUUCUUUCAGAAUUCACUUUAAACUCCAUCAGUGAAACUGCUAUGGGAACACCACUCAGGGAAUACCCCACGAGCAUCGUAAAAUCAUACAAGAAGGCCAUUUACGAUCUGGGAAACAUAUUCUUCAAUAGAUUCAUAAAGGUCUAUUUAUACCCGGAUUUCAUAUUUAAAGCCACGCCAUAUUGGUUCAGGCAAAAAAAGAAUCUGAAAAUUGUGCACGGGUUUACUGAAAAAGUUAUACAACAGAGGAAGGAAUACAUCAAGGAACAUGGUUUUAGUAAAGUUGAAACUGAGGAUUUUGAUGAUUUUGUCAUGAUGAAGAAGAGGAAGACAGCCAUGUUGGAUCUUCUUAUAUCUGCCGAGAAGGACGGACUCAUUGAUGAAGCGGGUAUUCAAGAAGAGGUUGAUACAUUCAUGUUUGAAGGUCACGACACCACAGCGUCUGGACUCACAAUGCUAUUGAUGUUACUCGCGAAUCAUACAAAUAUUCAAAACAGAAUAGUGUCUGAACUAAACGAAACAUUCGGUGACUCGACUCGUGCGGUUUCUAUGGAAGAUUUACCAAAGUUGAAAUACUUAGAGCGUUGCAUCAAGGAAUCUUUGCGAAUCUACCCGCCCGUGCAUUUCAUCAGUCGAAAAUUAAAUACCACUACAGUAUUAAGUAACUAUACGAUUCCUGCUGGUUCUUUAUGUCACAUACCUAUCUACGAUUUGCAUCAUAGCGAGGAGCUGUACGAGAAUCCAGAAGAGUUUAAUCCCGAUAGGUUUCUACCUGAAAACAUUGAGAGUCGGCAUCCGUAUGCCUACAUACCCUUCAGUGCUGGACCUAGAAACUGCAUAGGUCAAAAGUUUGCCAUGAUGGAGAUGAAGCUGGCUGUAGCUGAAGUGCUGCGGGAGUUCGAACUGAAGCCAGUAACACGUCCUGAAGACAUCGAGAUCACAGCAGACCUCGUACUCAGAAACAACGGACCAGUCGAGGUAACCUUCGUACCACGACACUAGAAUGUAAAGCUGAAUUCCUAGCUUAAGAAAUUUAAGAGAGCUGCUUGUAAAAUGAUAUCUGUGCUUGAAGGCAAUUUUAAGUUAAAUGUAUUUUAGUAUAUGCAACUUGUAUUAUUUAUUUUAAUAAAAUAAACAUUACUGACUAAAAAUAA
Trichoplusia ni (cabbage looper) is the source of this 3269-nucleotide messenger RNA. RefSeq lists its product as uncharacterized. Lineage: Eukaryota; Metazoa; Arthropoda; Insecta; Lepidoptera; Noctuidae. The record is from RefSeq and is a predicted model, not a curated record. The transcript has 18 exons. Gene Ontology annotation, molecular function: oxidoreductase activity, acting on paired donors, with incorporation or reduction of molecular oxygen; heme binding; monooxygenase activity.